AGGAAGUCUCCUCAUUUAUAAAAUCAUAGACCCGGGUCGCGAGCAGAGUCUUCUCCUACGUUUUCAACUCUCUCUUAAACCACAAAUUUGAGACCAGAGCAGCAAUUUUCUGUAUAGAGAAACCGAGGAAAUGGCUGUAGGAAGAGAAGAGGCUGAGGUGCAGAUAGUGAAGCCACGUACGGACAAGAGAGAGUACAGGCGAAUUAUCCUCAAAAACUCCUUGGAGGUCCUCUUGAUCAGCGAUCUUGAUACCGAUAAGUGUGCCGCUUCAAUGGAUGUCAGUGUUGGCUCUUUCUCCGAUCCCAGUGGUCUCGAAGGCUUAGCUCAUUUUCUCGAGCAUAUGCUAUUUUAUGCAAGUGAGAAAUAUCCGUUGGAAGAUAGUUAUUCAAAAUAUAUCACAGAGCAUGGAGGCAGCACAAAUGCUUUUACAUCUUCUGAGAACACGAACUACUAUUUUGAUGUUAAUACCGAUUGUUUUGAAGAGGCUUUGGACAGAUUUGCACAGUUCUUUAUCAAACCAUUGAUGGCAGCUGAUGCCACCAUGAGAGAAAUUAAAGCUGUUGAUUCUGAGAAUCAGAAGAACUUAUUGUCCGAUGCUUGGCGAAUGACCCAGUUACAAAAACACCUAAGUGCGGAAGAUCAUCCAUAUCAUAAAUUCAGCACAGGAAAUUGGGAAACUUUGGAGGUUCGGCCGAAAGAAAAAGGACUGAAUACAAGAAAUGAGCUUAUUAAAUUCUAUGAAGAAAACUAUUCUGCCAACCUCAUGCAUCUCGUUAUAUAUGCAAAAGAAAGCCUUGAUAGAAUUCAGUGUAUGGUGGAGAAGAAGUUCCAGGAUAUUCGGGACACUGGUAGAAGCCAUUUCAGGUUUCCUGGUAAACCUUGCAGAUCAGAACAUUUACAGAUUCUUGUUAGAUCUGUUCCAAUAAAAGAAGGCCACAAAUUAAGAAUCAUAUGGCCGGUAACCCCUAGCAUUAACCAUUACAAGGAAGCACCAUGCAGGUACCUUGGUCAUCUCAUUGGCCAUGAAGGGGAAGGAUCUUUGUUUUAUGUCUUGAAAACUUUGGGUACGUUUUGUAUCUUUUGCAUUCUUAAAAUAAUUAAUUUCCUAAUGGGUUCCAUGUAUAGAUUAAUACUGUUUUUCCUCUUUGAUUGGGUUACAGAGCACAUGCAAGAUAUUGUAGGAUUACUAUUUAAAUACAUUCAGCUGUUACAGCAGUCUGGAGUUUGCCAAUGGAUAUUUGACGAGCUUUCAGCUGUUUGUGAGACGGUAUUUCAUUACCAGGACAAAAUCCGGCCCAUUGAUUAUGUGGUUGAUGUUGCAUUAAACAUGAAGAUAUACCCCCCAAAAGAUUGGCUAGUGGGAUCAUCAUUGCCUUCUAAUUUCAAUCCAGAUGUCAUAAAAAUGGUGCUACACGAGCUUUCUCCUGAUAAUGUUCGAAUCUUUUGGGAAUCAAAGAAAUUUGAAGGACAUACUGACAGGGUUGAACCAUGGUACAACACUUCCUACUCUAUAGAGAAAAUUACCAGCCCUUUGAUUCAGGAGUGGAUGCUAAGUAGUCCAAAUGAAAAUUUGCACCUGCCAACACCAAAUAUCUUCAUUCCUACUGAUUUGGCACUUAAGGCUACACAGGACAAGGUCAAAUUUCCAGUUUUGUUGAGAAAUUCUCCCUCCUCAAAGUUGUGGUACAAGCCCGAUACAAUGUUUUCCACUCCCAAGGCAUAUGUUAAGAUUGAAUUCAAUUGUCCUCAUGCCAGCAUCUCUCCUGAAACUGAAGUUCUUACUCAUAUAUUUGCACGGUUGUUGAUGGAUUACUUGAAUGAAUAUGCUUAUUAUGCUCAGGUUGCUGGUCUAUAUUACAGCAUUCAUCAGUCAGAUAAUGGUUUUCAGGUUACUGUCCUCGGUUAUAAUCACAAGUUGAGGAUCUUACUGGAAACUGUUGUUGAAAAAAUUGCUAAGUUUGAAGUGAGACCUGAUAGAUUCUCUGUGAUCAAGGAGAUGGUGAUGAAGGAAUAUCAAAAUUUUAAUUUUCAACAACCCUAUCAGCAAGCUAUGUACUAUUGCUCAUUAAUUCUACUGGAUCAAACAUGGUCGUGGAUGGAAGAACUUGAAGUUCUUCCUAAUCUUGGAGCUGAAGAUCUUGCAAAAUUUGCCCCUAUGAUGCUUUCAAGGGCCUUCUUAGAGUGUUAUGUAGCAGGUAAUAUUGAGCGCAAUGAAGCAGAGUCAAUGAUUGAGCAUGUUGAAGAUGUUUUCUUCAAGGGUCCAAACCCCAUAUGCCGACCAUUAUUUUCAUCACAACAUUUGACAAAUAGAGUUGUUAAGCUCCGGAAGGGCAUGAGUUACAGCUAUUCUAAGAGAGGCCUAAAUCCAAAUGAUGAGAACUCUGCUAUAGUUCACUAUAUUCAGGUUCAUCGAGAUGAUUUCAUUUUGAAUGUGAAACUUCAGCUUUUUGCUUUAGUUGCAAAGCAACCUGCAUUCCACCAGCUCAGAUCGGUAGAGCAACUUGGUUACAUUACCGUGCUGAUGCAGAGGUACGAUUCUGGCAUCCGUGGCGUGCAAUUCAUUAUCCAGUCAACAGUGAAGGGUCCCCAACACAUUGAUUCGAGGGUCGAGGCAUUGCUCAAAAUGUUUGAGACUAAACUUUAUGAAAUGACUGCUGACGAAUUCAAGAGCAAUGUAAAUGCCUUGAUUGAUAUGAAGCUUGAAAAGCACAAGAACCUGAGAGAAGAAUGCGGAUUCUACUGGAGAGAGAUUGCUGAUGGGACCCUCAAGUUUGAUAGAAGAGAGGCUGAGGUCUCUGUGUUAAGACAACUCACCCAGCAAGAAUUGAUUGAUUUCUUCAACGAUCAUAUAAAAGUCGGUGCACCUCAGAAGAAGAAGCUGAGUGUACUAGUGUAUGGGAGUCAACAUCUUUCUGAGCUCACAUUGGAUGAAAACAAACAAACUCAACCACCGACGGUUCAGAUAGAUGACAUUUACAGUUUUAGAAGAUCUCUACCUCUUUAUGGUUCAUUUAGGGGGUGUUUUCAUACAAAGUUGUAGGGAUUGAAUCUUAGUUGUAUCCGUUCACAGAAGAUUUGAACACGAUGCUCCUCCAUCCAAGUUUCUGGAGCUUCCGGACUGCAUAGUUAAGGAUGAACAACCGAGAAUUACAGGAAGCUUCCACAAUUUAGACUUAAUAGUGGCCAAAUUCUGUCAAAAAUCUAGGUGAUCAUGAAGGAAAAACCUGGUCUGAUAUUGCUCGACUGGAUAGUCAGGUAUUCCUUUAUAUUUUUUAUAUAUCCGCAUUGCUAUAGCACCCGUUUCUUAUUUUAUAGUUACUUUUGCCUUUGUCUUGUGAAUUAAUGAGAUCGAAGAAGAUUCUGCUUGAGGGUUUGUUGAUUUCUAUAAGAACUAUGAUGUAAUUUUAAAAGUU
Messenger RNA from Carica papaya (papaya), 3413 nucleotides. NCBI's taxonomy places the organism in Eukaryota, Viridiplantae, Streptophyta, Magnoliopsida, Brassicales, Caricaceae. The record is from RefSeq and is a predicted model, not a curated record.